This is a messenger RNA of Nematolebias whitei (Rio pearlfish), 1526 nucleotides long. RefSeq names its product RNA-binding protein 4.1. Gene Ontology annotation, molecular function: zinc ion binding; mRNA binding. Gene Ontology annotation, cellular component: nuclear speck. Lineage: Eukaryota; Metazoa; Chordata; Actinopteri; Cyprinodontiformes; Rivulidae. Gene Ontology annotation, biological process: mRNA splicing, via spliceosome. The transcript has 3 exons. The record is from RefSeq and is a predicted model, not a curated record. The coding region runs from base 95 to 1333 and encodes 412 amino acids.
GCUGGUUUCCUGUGACGGUGGUUGACUCAAGCCGCCAUUUCAUUUUCCGAGCUUCAACGCAGACUACAGUUCGCAGUGACGAAAAGUCUCCACAAUGGUGAAAAUAUUCAUUGGAAACGUGGCCCCCGAUACAACAUCGGAUGAACUUCGCGCUCUCUUCUCCCAGUAUGGCAAGAUCUCAGAAUGCUCGAUUGUCAAAAACUUCGGCUUUGUCCACAUGGAUAACAAGGCUGAGGCAGAAGAGGCCAUCCGUAACCUUCACCAGUACGAUUUAAAUGGUCAGCCCCUGAAUGUAGAAUUGAGCCGUGGAAGGUCAAAAGGAUCCACCAAACUCCAUGUUGGCAACAUCGCAUGCACCAACCAGGAGCUGAGGGCCAAGUUUGAAGAGUUUGGCACCGUGCUGGAGUGCGACAUUGUAAAAAAUUAUGCUUUUGUUCACAUGGAGCGAAUGGAGGAUGCCAUGGAGGCUAUUAAUAAGAUGGAUAACACGGCUUUUAAAGGAAAACUGAUGAGCGUGAAGCUUUCUACUAGCCGCCUUCGUACUGCGCCGGGAAUGGGAGACCGAGCGGGGUGUUAUCGUUGCGGGCAGGAAGGCCACUGGUCCAAAGAAUGCCCCUUAGACCAAAACAGCUACCAGAAAAAUGGCUCGGAGCCAAACUCUGAUGGAUACGAUCCCUCGGGAUUUGGCGGGCGCGGUCGCACCCGGGCUUAUCCAGACUUCAGCGGCGCUCCGGAAUAUGACGCCAGCUACGGUCAUGGUUUUGGUCAAACCAGCAGCAUGGCAGGUUACAGAGGAGGUACAGGCUAUGAGAGCGCAAUGAGAUACGGGCCACAGCCGGGUUACGGCAUGAGUUCUGUCGCUGAUCCUAGCAUGGCUCGGAUGUACAGCAGCGAUCCGACAUACAGGGGCAGCGCCUCACUCUACGGUGCGGUACCAGCCUUCUCGGUGCGACGGUCGCCUUACGAGGAACGGGAUCCGUACGGUGUCGUGGACUACUACGAGAAAUACAGGGCAAAUUAUGGAAGCAAUUAUUUUGAGGAACGCCGUGCUGCUCCGGUGCCUGUCCCAACAACGCCCGCCACUACUGCUGUACGGGAACGUGUGCCGCCCUCGAGCGUCGACCCAUACCAGUGUCCUCCCCUCCCUCCUCCAGUGGCCCCAGUCCCGUCAUACUACGCACGUGAACGGAGUCCGAUACGGAGAGUCGCCGGCGAGGCGGGUGGAUUUACAUACGAGCGUGCGCGGCUUUCCCCAGCGACCGCAACCCCAAGAAGUGCUACCUUUGAGCAUUUACGGGAUCCUGCCGCUGAGCGGGCACGGUAUACUUACUAAAUGUUCUAGCUCAGUCAGUUAACUAACCUGAAGCAGGUAGAAUAGCCUAAGUGCCACUGGAAUUGAUAAAAAUCCAACAAAGUUGUGUAUCUGUGUUUUCAGAACCUAGAAGUCUGUCCUCUUUCUGAAAAUGUGUGGGUGGGCAGUACUGACAUGAUUUAGGAAGGUUUUUUUUUUUAUUAUUAACCAGCGG